Messenger RNA from Bursaphelenchus okinawaensis, 2580 nucleotides. The record is from the annotation of a GenBank genome assembly. Lineage: Eukaryota; Metazoa; Nematoda; Chromadorea; Rhabditida; Aphelenchoididae.
AUGUCAGAACCGAUGGAAGUGGACGAAGAUGAAGUACAGAGACAAAGGAGAAAGUAUGAAGUAUGUAUAAUGUGUUAUAUUUGUAAUUUUUAGAAAAAUAGAUGACAACAAUACAUUUUAUAGGAAAGACGUAGACAAUUAGAGGAAGAGGAACGUAGAGCAAAAUAUGAAGGGUUAUUAUCAGAUGAAGAUGUUGACGACGAUACCUUUAUUACAGCCAGACAAAAGAAGAAAGAAUUGGUGGGUUAGAGUAUUUAUUGUGAUUUUUUUAUUGUUUUAGGCAACAAGCAUUAUUAAAUAUUAUGUUUUAUACGAAAUAAUUUGAUAUGUAUUUUAAACGUUGAUAAAAAAGUACUGUAUAUGUUAUUUUAGGCAAAACGAAGGUUACUACUUAAUAAUGUAUUGAGAAAUAAACAAGAUGUAGUUGAAGAAGUUGAUGAUCUAGUCGAAGAGAAGAAACGUCGGAUAGAGAGGGAGAAGGAGGAGGAAGAAAAGAGGAAAACAUUGUUGGAAAAGCAUAAUGAACGACUUCAGAAGGAGCAAGGCAAGUAACAACCCUUUCUUUGUCCUUUUGAAAUUUAAAUAUGAAAAUUAAAAAUAAUAAACUUUGAUUACAGACGAAGAAAUAGAUGAAGUAGAGAAGAAGAAACGUGAAGAAUCUCAGUUACUGGAAAAUGUUUCAAAAUCAGGAGCGUUAGUGACAGUCGGCGAAAUGGCCAGAGGCGUCAAGUACGAAGAACAAAUAAAAACUGCCUGGAAACCGCCCUUACACAUACGAAGACAGUCAGAAGAAGAUACAGAAGCUUUUCGUAAACAAAAAGGCAUAAAAGUGGAAGGAGAACAAGUACCAGCGGCGAUCGGUACUUUUGCUGAGAUGAAGAUACCACCAUGUAUUCUAAAUGCUAUGAGGCAAAAAGGAAUUAUUCAACCGACGGUGAUUCAGAUGCAAGGAAUUCCUGUAGCUUUAACUGGACGUGACAUGAUUGGCAUUGCAUCAACGGGUUCAGGAAAGACGUUGACAUUUGUUCUGCCAUUAGUAAUGUUUUGUGCUGAGCAAGAGUUGAGGAUGAGGUUUGAAAAAGGAGAAGGACCUUAUGGAUUGAUCAUAGUACCAUCGAGGGAGUUAGCUAAACAGAUUUUUGAUGUUGUAAAGUGGCUGUUUGAAGCGUUGGAAAACGAUGACGAUCGGAUUAGUUGUCGUGCUGGAUUGGCUAUUGGUGGAGAGACUUUUAAGGAUCAGGCGAGGAAUUUUAGAUAGUAAGUGAUUUUAUAUUAAAUUUUUGAAGUUUAGGGUAAAAAGCAAGACAUUGAAAUACGUUUUACAUUCAUAUUUAAAAAGACAGUUAUAUCACGUAUUUUCAGUGGAGUUCAUAUAUGUGUAGCUACGCCAGGGCGAUUAAGUGACCUAUUGAAUCAUAAAGUAUUCAAUCUUCAAGUAUGUCGAUACUUAUGUUUGGACGAAGCUGAUCGUAUGUUAGACAUGGGAUUUGAAGAGGAAUUGAAGGGUAUUUUCUCUUACUUUAAAGUAAGCUUAACUUGUUUUUAAUUUUUUUUGAGGCUAUAUAGUUAAUAUAUGUCUCUACUAUAACAUUAUUUUGUCUAUAACAAGUGUUUUAGACGUCCUAUAACAUGACUAUUUUAGGGCCAACGUCAAACCCUCCUAUUCUCAGCCACAAUGCCGAAAAAGAUUCAGAAUUUUGCCAAAUCAGCUUUAGUAAAGUCUGUUGUUGUAAACGUUGGCCGAGCAGGUGCAGCAUCAUUAAAUGUGACACAAGAAAUUGAAUAUUGUCGUACUGAGGACAAACUAACAAAGAUAUUGAGUUGUCUUCAGAAGACACCGCCGAAAGUGUUGAUCUUUGCUGAAAAGAAGGUGGACGUGGAUAAUAUUUAUGAGUAUUUGUUGUUGAAAGGAGUCGCUGCUGCUUCUUUACAUGGUGGAAAAGGUAAGGAGUUGAUCUUUUAAUGGAGAAUGUUAUUUUUGAAUGCAUAACAGUAUUAAUCGUAUUUUACCACAUUUUUUAUAAAGUAUGAUAUUGUUUUAGAUCAAAAAGACCGUCAUUUGGGAGUGGAGAAAUUCAGAGAAGGCAGAAAAGAUGUUCUCGUAGCUACUGAUGUUGCUUCAAAAGGGUUGGACUUUGAAAACAUUCAACAUGUUAUCAAUUAUGACAUGCCAGAGGAUAUUGAAAAUUAUGGUAUGUUUUUAAAUUUUAAGUAUUUUGUGUUUUGUCACCUAAAAUAAUAAAAUCCUUUUCAGUACAUAGAAUUGGAAGAACAGGAAGAUCAGGCAAGCGCGGCCUAGCAACAACUUUCAUCAACAGAAAAGCCGACUUGUCUAUCUUGGCCGAUCUAAAACAUUUGUUACUGGAAGCCGGUCAGAAAUUGCCAGUCUUCCUCAAAGAAAUCGCCGUAGACCAAGAAGAACACGAUGAUAACUACGAUGAUGAAGGAGAAGAUAAGGGAUGUUCUUAUUGUUCAGGUCUUGGCCAUCGUAUUACGAAUUGUCCAAAGCUGGAGUCGGUACGAACAAAAGCGGCCAAUACGUUAUUACGACCGGAUAUGUCUGCUCAAGAAGGAUUGUAA